CGAUAGAUAAAUGAUUGCAUUCACUCACUCCCUCCGCACGGCUCAGACAGUCAGCUGCAGAGCGUUCAAUUGAGCAGCCGGUAGUUGGUAUUCCCUACAGUACAGUAGAGCUCCAGUCCAGCCAGUGCAUAUUUUGAAAAUGGUUUUUCGUGUGAACUCGAUCAAAACUACCCUCCUGGUGCUCUGCGUGAUCGGAAUCGCUCCUUACAGCGUCUCUGGGAUAACCUAUGAGUGUGAAAUAGUGGAAAGAUAUGACAUUCAGGGACAGCGAUUCUGCGUAUUCCGCGACGUACAGUACUCCUCAAACACCACUGACAUAGCGUUCAAAGCCUCGGAUGAGAAACAUCGUGUGGUGUUCGAAAAUUCUCAAAUGCAACACUUACCGAAGGAAUUUCUACAGAAAUUCCAAGAUCUAAAGAUUCUGAACGUUACAGGCUGUAACCUAACGUCGGUUGUUAUUACCAAAUCGAUGGAGGAGUUGAUUGCUACAGAUAACUACAUAAGCAAGAUAUUUGUGGAACAACAUCCGCAAAACUCUACAUUGAAGGAACUUCAUCUGCAAUCGAAUCGAAUAUCGGAUAUAUCAAACGUUACCAGCAACUGUAAACAGCUCAGAAUUCUGGAUCUAAGCAGAAAUCAGUUGCUAGCAGACCAGAGUGAUCUGGAUUUUUCGAAGUUCAACGGACUGGAUCAACUAGAAUAUCUUUCAUUAGCCGAUGUUGGCGCAUUGUAUCUCGUCUACGACAAACCGGUAUCACUACCAUCAUUGACAUUACUGGAUUUAUCGUUGAACAGCUUGCUGCCUGUGGAUCUUCGUGUGGACUACUUCAAGUCGUUCAAACGGCUACAGGUUCUGCGCUUGAACAGCAAUGGCUUCAGCCAACUGGAUUACAACUACUUCACGCAAAUGGAAUCACUCAAGGAGGUCUACCUGGAAGGCAACGAAUUUUCGUGCAAGUAUUUGAAAACCAUGCUUGACCAUCUCAACAACAAGGGUAAGAAAACGCCUGUAGCACGACCUGCCACCCACUGUCCAGCGGGGUACAAUAUCGUCGAGCAAAUGUGCUGCAAAUCGGAGAGUUUAACGAACCUGGUAAUAGGAACGAGAGUGCGAACCAGCACCACCCCCUCUUCAUCGUAUGUGACAGAACCUCAAACUUUACCGUCUGUUUCUCCCGCCAUUGUUACCGAUACGACCAGAAAAACAGUGGAAAUGACGGGAAAAGGCUCUGCCGGAUUUCUUUCGCUAAACUCAGGAAUAGCUUUGUGCGGAUUGUUGGUCAGCUUGUCCUGGGCUCAGAUCUAGGGCUUUCCGAUGAAUCAUCACUAAAUAAUGUAGGAACCACGAGCUUAGACGUUUUUCGCGAUGCUUCUUGCGCUUAGCCUUGACCUUAGCAUUUCCAAAACCAAAACAAAGACUAGCACUUGUAAUUGCAUUACGCGAUUUAACUACAGUACUGAACAGAAGUAUGUUGACUGUCGAGGAAGUUUCGCUCACUGGGUUGUUUGAGGAAAUAAAUAUCAGGCCAAACAUUUCAAUAGGUCCUAUCUGCAUUUGACAGGCUCUCUUUGUUCGCUUUCUCUUUCAAUUAUUGCAAAGUAAUGGUACACUUUUCAACUAUUUUUGCAGUACAUAUCAAAAGACGAUUGUUUUGACCAUCGUUCAAUACAAGGAGAUAAUCAUAAUACAAAUAAACAGCUGAGAUAUUAACGAAAGAGAGGAAAACCAAAGAGAGCCUCUCUUCAGCAGAUAGGACCUUUAGACAUGUUUCGCCUGAUAUGUUUGGAUUUCGAUUGGUUUAUUGAUUUGAUACAUGUUUCUAAAAAGGGUUCUCGAGAAUUUAAACAAUUUGUAAAAUAUCAUAGUACACAAUAUCAUCAAUGAUUCAUCAUAUUACUCAUUUUGCUCUUUUAGGACUGUGUAUUCACAUAUAAUUCUUUUAAAGAAACCCAGGUAUCGACUGCCUACAGCGGAUGUCUAAUACACUAGGAGAAAGUUUCAGUAUAUCUAAUGGCACUGGCUACGAAUCAGUAUGGUGGGUCAACAUUGGGGGAAAUUAAAAGCUGAUCAAACUCGAACAGAGUUUUUCUCCUAAGGGACUCACAUAUGUAUGUGCUGAUUAUGUAAAAUAGACUGGUUGACUGGUCCAGCUAUUCUAAUGUCGAAAAGUACUACAGGGCAUUUCCCUAGGAAUGUACUUUUUGGUGGGAAGAGCAACCUGUGAAAGAUUUAGUGCAAGUGAUGCAAAUGAGUUGAAAUCUGUAGAUCUGUACGCAUCUUAGUACUUGACGCUUGCACGGUGUACAACAUUUAGAAGGAGAUACAUUCUGGAAAUCUAGCAGUUUUUGGAUGAUGUAAUUCAAAUCGAUCUUAGGCGUAAGCAAAUUGAGCUAGUACUCCACAUCAAUUUGAUCAACAUAAAGGACGAUAACAACGACUUCACAUCCAAAAUUGAUGUGGAUAUACAUAGGUAACUAGCCUGCCUUGUGAAAUUGUAUACCGUGGGCGCUUGGUUGGCCGUCGACCGUGUUCGAUAUUCGCAGGUAUGUCCUUUCGCAUUUGUGUUGAAAAUGACAGCAAGCCCUCCGUUGGUAGUCUCAUCCUAGGAUAGGAUGCGUCACGUAGUAAUUUGAGACCAAUUUGCUGUCAAACGGAGACCAGUCGCUGAUUGGUUGAAAUUGGUAUUCGUUUGCUGCGAUCAGAUCGCUUUGUUGUUGGCUUGGCCGUGUUGCUAGUUUGUAGGUUUGGCAUUUGAUAACAGUAUUUAAAAUCAUUGUAUUUUAUUAUUCGAGUUUUAUCGUGUCAAAUAUGUUGGCAGUCAAAUGUAAAUCAACCUAAAGUGACUCCCAGCCACGCCUGAACAUUGAUAAACACAAUUGAUUUAGUGCGAAAUCAAUUGAACUUUUGAUUGGAAUUAUUCCACUAUAAAUUAAAGAACUUUGCGUUUGAAAGCAAUUUUACUUGCAUAUUAUGCUAUUCCAAUUGCAAAUACUGCUUUAUGGUGCGAAAUACGCAUCAACAUUAUAAACUUUAAAUUUGGAUUUGGAAUAAAAAAAAAGUGGCAGCACUGGAUUUUCAUCGUCGACGAAAUCGAACAGAAAAAUAUCGAGGCAGGCGAAUUUCUGUUGUCACAUCCUAUCCUAGGUAUCAGCAUACCGAGAAUCCUCUCCGUUACACAGCUUCUUUCGUCGUUGGAACCGUCCUUCCUCCCAAGUGGAUGAAAAUUUCGGCAGAGUUGGAGCGCCAACCACUGAUUUCAAAUCCGCCCUUUCCGUGGAUCAUUUUCACCUCAGUGGCUACUUGUCGAAUUCUUUCGCCGUGUCGAAACUAUCCAAGUUGUCUUGUCGUUCACGUAAUUGCACUUGUUAAUUCCUUUCACCGCCCUGGGAUAGUGCUGAACGAAGACCUCUGCAUUCGUGUUCUUGAUAAACAGCGCGCUACAAGGAGAACAGGUAGAACAAAAGGGGCCACAUUUAUGAGAUUAUACGUCUGGCUCCCUUCUUGAAACUUCCCUCAUCACGAAACUCUGUGCAUGGCGGCCUUCUGGACGAAUGCGGAGCUGGUGAAACAUUUCAAUUAAUAACUAUGGAAGUGCUCAAAGAACACCAAGUUGAAGAGGUAGGCCAAGAUCCAGUGGGAACGUAGAGCCAUACAGAAGAGAAUAAGAAGAAGCAUUCCACCCGUCAAAGGGCCAUGGGGUAGCUUUCCGGAAAUUCAAAUUGGUCGAAUUUCCAAAGAAGCCCAGUUUCAAAUCUAUCCUUCCAACGUACAGUCGUAGCACAAUUAUGGGUCACCCACAAUUAUGGGUCAAUCUCAUUUGAAUAGCAUAGUGAACUGACUGACAAAUAAUUGUGACAGAGUGACCCAUAAUUGUGCUAUGACUGUACUGUAGUGAAAUUCAGAAUCAUCCUUGCUCGCAUGGUUUCAGCUGUAUCAAGCUGAACCGCUGGCAUGGCACCCGUAUCUUCUUGCUCGAAAUACUGUUUGAACGACAUCGUGAAGGUCCUUCUCUGGCUGUGAUUGCAUGAUGUGGCAGUAUACUCAGACGAAUUUCGCAUUGGUACUUCCACCGUAGACGCGCACCAGCCAAGUCUGGUAUUGGUAGCGACCGGAUCUCCUUGUCCUCCUUCCUUUACAUUGAGCGGCAAUAACAGAUUCAGCUGGUCCAAUCCAAUGGCACCGCAUUGUCAUAUCCUGAUAUGGGAAAUUCUUUCAUAUGGAGGAAUUGUUGGGUCAACCGGUUCAAAUUUAGCGUCUGUGUUGGAAGCUUAAGUUCAGACACUGUUCUUGCGCACCGAACUGGAAAGGACUUGCUCCCAUUCAGCUCCGAUAUACUGAAGGAAACUGCCUCAGAAUCUGUGUCACACUCCAGUUGAGGUACAGUUUUUUAUUUGGUCCAGACUCGUCGAGCCGUUCGGCUGUUGAUUUUUCCAUCAACCAGCUUUAGGUUAGAGCCAUCGUCUAUUUAGAAAGGCGUGCGUAUGUAUUUUCCCAGCCUUUCCUGUCAACGUAACGGGUACGACCUGGUACAACGUUUCCAAUAGUUGAUCCCGAUGUGAAUGUUUCUCGGCGGUGAUUGGUCCAACUUGGAUUUCCGACUUGAAGUGAAGUAGUGGGUGGUACUUGUAUUCAUACCCCAGGGAUACCACAUUUAGCAGAUAGCCGAAAAUGACUCCGGCCAUGUGAGUUCAAGCAAAUGCGACAAGCCUUGAGCCUGUGGAUACAGCGCCUACGAUUCUCAAAGUUGAACUCUAAGAACUGCGGCAAAUCUGUUUUUUCGCAGACUGGACAAGUGCGCGAUGUCGCUUCUUGCUUCGUAACCGUGCUCGUACUCGGUAGAUUCCUCUUCUCUUCUGAUCGGUGGCUCGACGUUCUCCGGAACAUUUCACCAAUGUAGUCACCUGACUUGCCGCUACAACCAUGUGUGACAUGUACGAUACAAAGGUCUGCAGUGUGAGCACUUUCUCCUGACGCUAUCACAUGGUCGCCUUGCAGUUCCAUUCCGAACUUGAUCAUCGUUUCUAGACGUUCUAUCAUUGGAGCUGGAGCAAGUCGUACUCUGUUCAGCAGAGCGGUUAAGAACAAUCCUGGACGACCGAACAGUACCCGCAGUUUUUCUACUACCUGGGGCACUGAGGCGGGCAACAUCAGGCUGCUACGUACAGAUUACCGAGCGUGUCUUUUCAAGCAUUGUUGCAGCCUGAUAAGGUUUUCGGCGUUGCUAAACCCGCAAUUCUCUGAGGUGAUUUUAUACUGACUAGUAAAUAUUGGCCACUCCUCUGGGUUGCCGUCAAAGACAGGAAGAUCCUGAGAAACUCACUCUGUCAGUGGUUUGACCAGGAAUAUCUGCUUGUGGUACGUUUUGUACAGGAAGUACCACUCGUCUAACUAGGCACUUCUGCGAGGACGUUGGUAAAUCUACAACUUAGAAGAGGCGUAUACGAAGGGCAGCGGCGGUACAUCGAUGUUAGCGUCGCCUUCCACGACGAUGUUUGGCGGUGCUAUCGGCGUUGGAUAGCAUGACAGUCGCAGUCGUUGGUGAAGUAGUGCUUGAGAAAAUGAUGCACGUGGCCGAGGAGUUGGAAGUGUGUGCGGCGCGAUGCUUCGCUUGGCGGUUGGGACAAGUGCGGAUGCUUCUAAUCCUUGAAUUAUGUUUCUGCUUAAACUAGGUCGUACAAGUAGCGUAGAUUGAUCAGCUGCAAGGUAGGACGAAACUAGAUUUCUCUCCUCCAGAAAGGGUUUCUCCAGUUCUUCUUUUUCCAAUACCUGCUGCCGUUCUUGCUCUAGCAGCUUCUUCUUUAAAGCCUUCUUCUGGAGGAUCCGAUUACGACGAAUCUGCUGCUCUUCCUGCAGUUGUUGCAGCUCCAGCGCUUCAUUGCAGCUAACUCGUGGUUCAUUCUUUGCCGCCACAUACCGAGCUCAUCUACACCGUCGAAGGCCAUUCUUAGCACUCGACGCUUGAAUACUAAGAGUAGUUGUAGGUCUCCCUCAAACAUAGUCCAUGUCCAGUGCCCAUAGAGGUAAGCCAGAUCUCAUAAGCGUUACGUAUAUGGUACAUUUGGAGUGGAAGCAUUUUUUACUGUAGUUUCUUCUGGAUCCCGUAGUAGGCAAGACUUUGACUGAUGAUACGCUUUCGCAUUUCGAGACACACUAUGUUGUUAGUCAUUAAUGAGGAUCCAAGUCGAUGGCCGUCUUGAUGGCUACUGUCGGAAUACCCUCCGGAGCCUUGUUCAACUUAAACCAAUUGCGAUGAGCUCGUCAUUCGUCACCAGGGCGACUUCGCUUUGGCCGAUUUGAUCAUAGGAGACGAGGUCGUGGUCUUAUAUAAUGGAGCGGGAACAACGUUUCCACGAUCUUCGGCAGCAUCUUGGAGAGCGUUCUGGGGAUGCUCUCUCGCCCGUCGUUUUGGCCAUGACUACUCUGUAGAAACCACCCCAAGGGGUCGUGUUGGCUACCCGGUAGAGAUUUUCGGAGCACGCCCGCUUACGAGCCUUUAUCUCUUUAUAUUUACAGUGUCCGUUUAGUCGCCCUCCAUUCUACCCUCCUAUGUAUGUGCGACAACUCUACAUAGUUUGUCUAGCUCUUAGGCAGGAUGCGUUCUGUGUGUUCUACGAUCUCUAGACAGCACCUGUAUACCGGUUUGCGUCCAUUUCUGGGUAGGGAUCGCCUUGGCAUUGCGGCUUCGCAUGCACGGCUGAGAGUUCCGACUAGCUCAUCGUUGGAUAGAUUGUCAGUUUUACCCUACAUAAGCAAUCGCUCCACAAAUGCCGACGUAUCGAAGCACGAGGUUAGCCAUCUCCGAUGACGAUUGAUGACCUUCAGCUGUGGCCGUCUUCCUUCGUCUUCCAACGUCGACCCUCCAGCCCGAGCUAGGAUUUCAACCCGGGCUCCAGAAGGUUACAAUAAUGAUGGACUCUGCACCGUUCCUACUGUAGGGUUAGGCAACAAACGUUCGCGACAUCCACCCUCAGUCUAACCAUAGCAUCGAGUAGAGCCCAGCCUCUCGCUCUAGGUAGUCAAGCGGCUACCCCACUAAAUCGCCCAGGGGUUGAAGUCUCCACCGAUGUCCACGGGACUCAAUCCCACUAGUGCGCUUGAUAGCGUAUCCAGCAUAGACGAGAACUGGUCCAUCGGCCACCUGGGAGGAGCAUAAAAAUUGCAGUACUACAUUGCGAAGCUCUCGUGCGACGUAGCAAUUAUUUCUUAGAUCGGAGAACGACUGGUUGUACAGAUCGCCGCUAGCUUGGCCUGAUCCGCUAUCCAGUUCCCGUUAUCGGAAAGGAUGCGGCAUGGGGUCCGAUAGUACAGCGAUGUCUGUUCUUGACUCCGAAACGGACUACCACAGCAACAGCUGUGCGGCUUUACAGUGCUUCAGGUUUAGCUGUGUACCUGUAUUAUCAUCGUCAGUUAGUUCGACCUCUUUGCGUACCGGGACAUUCAGGCCCGCUCGUCGUGUGACCCUCGAUUGCCGUGCAAAUCAGACGUUUUGGUGCCGAGUUGCAGUCCCUGGUGAUGUGUACUUACACUCCGCACUUCCUGCAGAGUUUACUCCUGUUGGGAUCUUUGCACGCCAACGACUUGUGUGCUUGAUCGAAGCAAUUGAAACACGCCUCUGAUGGCUAGUACAUGCUGAGCGGGUACACUGACCAGCCUACUUUAUCGUGGCGAUCUGCGUGCCUGUCGACCCUUUCGUAGGCGGCUCGUACGGCCCUCAGCACUCCUGUGUUCAUGUGUGCCAUGCCUCGGAUUAGAAAACCAGCGCGUCGCUCCGUUCGCGUUUGCGGACUGAUUUCACUUUUCUCACUACCUUCUUCUUUCCAAUCGUAAUCCAAGGGUUUACUUUCCCUUGAUACGGUUGGCCACCGUUUUUCUUAGGGUUGCCCUCUUGGGGCUUGGUUUCCCUGCCCCUUGCGCGUUUCGCAACCGACCCUGCAGCCUGGUUACUCUCGCUGGCCGUCCCUUUAUUUCUGUUUGACUUUUCGUCCGCCUAUGUCGGAUGCUUCUUGGGCUGCGUCUCCUCGGCAGGUUUCGACCAUGUAGCUCGAGCCGCAGAGCGGUUUGACAUUUCGGCUGCGCUGCAUGGUUUCUUUCUGCAUCGACGCAUUGCCAGAAAAGAGGACGCUGUCCGUUUGGGUAUACCGCUCCUCCCAGCUUGCAUCAGCCGCACUCCGCUCUUCGACCAGGAGAUCUUACUCCGUCUACGAUUUGCGGAGCUUCAGCAGGCCCUGUAUCAGGUCCUUGUUGAUGGUAGUCCGCCCGCUCAUGUAGCCAAACAGCUCGUCCAGCUGUUCGACAACCACCACAUCUUUGGUAGACCGGUCCUGUUGCGGUUCAGUGCCCACGUUCAACACCGUUCCCUCUGCCUCUCCACUCUCGAAUACAUUGUUGCUGGUUCAUGGAUAUAGUAGUCGUCAUUUCUGUUGGGUCGAUGUGCUGCUUCCACCUUUCAAUUGCCAAAUGUUCUUUUGCACGAAGCCAUUACGAGAUGCGUUGAGCUUCUGGUAUAACCUGCGUGUUUUUCUGGAACGUCGCUGCAGUGCCAUUCCCUUACACUCCAAGUCUUCCAGGCGGUGUUUUUGCUCCCGAAAGAGGCGUGUCUGUUGCGUUCAACCGAACAGAAAUAAAUUAGUUGGAAUAUAAUUUAUUACUUUGGAAAUCUUCUAUAAGCGCUUCCAGUACUUUCCCAGCUUCCACUGGCAGCUUUACUGGAUAACAAUGCAAUUUUUACAUGACUUUUCCACAGUUGGUAAGUAAUGUCUAAAAGAAAGAAAACUUGGGCUUUGGAUUUUUUACCCAUGUAUCGAUUACAAAUAUUUGUGUGAAACACAUGUUCUUUAUCAAAGGAAAGAGAAAAACUAGGGCACUUGCAUUUAUUUUUAGCGCCGAAACUACCAUCGACGACGGUUGUCAUACUGAUGUUUGGUACUGUACCCACCUUCCAAAGCAAGCAACGCAAGUAAAUUCUAUUCUUACAAUGCCAGUUACAACUUAAACGCCACAUGUUUGCCCAGCUGAUUGAAUUAGAAAUACAAGCAGAGCAUAUUCACAUGCAUGCAGUAGAAUAGAUGGAAGUGCUCUUACGUAUUGCCAGCAGCGCGACACAUGGUUUGGAUUUUCCGCGCGUAUCGGAAGUAUGUAUUUGCGUGUAUUUUUUGGAUAAAGCCAAUUCUAUGUGUGUUAGCGGCGUCGUCGUCAUCACCGUCGACGACGUCUUCAAGGUGCAUUAGCUUGAUUAAGAGACAUCGCAUAGCGAAAAUGACCAAAGUCAUAGUGAUAAGAAUGGGGAGCAGGUGCUUUUGGAUAUCGCAACGAAAAGAGGAACGAACGAACGACGACAGAACGAUGAAUGAGGUAAUUCGAUAAAGGUGCAAUCAUUGGCAUAAAAAGGUCAAACAAAUUUGAGAAGGAAUGGCCAACAUAUGUUAACAAAUGUGUAGUUGUAGAACAUAAGAAGUAUGACAUUAUAUAUGCAAGUAACGUUCAAGGUGUUGAACGAUAUUUCAAGAAGAAAAAACAACAACAUAACAACAUAAACCCUUUGUAGCCAUAUUAUACUUAGAAGAAAAGUUUUUUUUUUAAAUUUUGAACAUGUUUCUUUGAAUCUUAUACGUUGAUUAUUUGUAACACAUUUCAUCCCUUAACAAUUAUUUAAAAUAUGAUAUAAGCCCGAAUCAACAGCAUAUGGCGACCGUCAGUGAUCGGUAUACCUGUUUGGCUUAGUGUCAUAUUAACCACUGACAACGUCAUUUGAACUUUGAGGAAAAAUGAGUCGCCAUAAUGUUGUUUCUUGUAGUGCCGUUUUAAAUGACCAUUAACAUUAUGAUAUUUUCUUGAAAUUUGACUUGGAUGGGUACCUGUUAUCUGAGCUAUCGUUUCAAAUGUAAUUGAAAUAGUUUUUUUUUGGUUAAUCAUAUGGAAUAUUGUCAGUGACUUUUUGAGUAUUAAAGAUUCAAUUAGUAAUAAAAAAUACAUAUUUCUGUUAUGGAUAGUUUGAAUACAUUUUAUUCCAAACAAGCUAUUUAACCAAGUAUUCAAUAAAACGAGGCAAUUUCCUUGUACAAAACCAAACCAUCGAUUCUAGUCUUUUAAACGAAAUAUUAUAUGGUGCAAUUUCCUGCUUCAGGUUGUGUUGCUCUAUUUAAUAACAAUUACUGUUAAUUGCAUUUAAACAAACUUUCCAUGAGGCUGAAAUUGCGGUAGGGCUAUUGAUUGUCUUGAAAUAACUUAACUAGAAAGCUUCUGAAUAUCAUCGAACACCCUUUUUAAUCUUCGAUUUUAAAUAAUACAAGCAGAUUAUUAAGAAAAACAAUUACAUCUGAACGAAGUAGAUUUGACCAUUACCAGAUAUUGUAGGGAUUUUAGUGCCAUUGUGCAAAUUUUUAGCAUAGGGGAAAGUCCAGUGAGAAUAAAAUUCAUUCAUCCAGCAGGUAGACACGGUAGCAACCAUUAAAAGAAGUAAAAAACACACGUUCGUCCAUAACGAUUGGUGCAGCUAAAUGCAGCAGACAGGCACAGUGCAGUCAAACUGUAGUGGCUUUUGUACAUUAUUCAUACCAAACUCACUUCGCGAGCGUAAGUAAAUGCAUACCCAAAUUUUGUAAACGCUUUUCGUCAGCAGUCAGUUUUUGCUAAUAUGAAUCUACUCGUUUUGUAGCAUGUGAUACACACACAAUAAAGUCAACAGUUUUGCUAACAUAA
Messenger RNA from Aedes albopictus (Asian tiger mosquito), 10699 nucleotides. RefSeq names its product carboxypeptidase N subunit 2. Gene Ontology annotation, molecular function: protein binding. Lineage: Eukaryota; Metazoa; Arthropoda; Insecta; Diptera; Culicidae. The record is from RefSeq and is a predicted model, not a curated record. Bases 140 to 1306 code for a protein of 388 amino acids. The transcript has 2 exons.